Ziziphus jujuba (common jujube) is the source of this 1673-nucleotide messenger RNA. RefSeq names its product 26S proteasome regulatory subunit 8 homolog A. The transcript has 9 exons. Gene Ontology annotation, molecular function: proteasome-activating activity; ATP binding; ATP hydrolysis activity. Lineage: Eukaryota; Viridiplantae; Streptophyta; Magnoliopsida; Rosales; Rhamnaceae. Gene Ontology annotation, cellular component: proteasome regulatory particle, base subcomplex. Gene Ontology annotation, biological process: proteasome-mediated ubiquitin-dependent protein catabolic process. The record is from RefSeq and is a predicted model, not a curated record. Bases 137 to 1390 code for a protein of 417 amino acids.
GGCAUAGGGCCCACAAUAGAACCACAACCGACUUGAUCGACAAGGCAAAGGAAAAGAGAUCGGAAAGGUUAAAAUCUCAUCUGGGUUGAAAGCAAAAAUUCCAAAAAACUCGAACGCAGUGAAAGAAGGGCUUGCAAUGGCGACGGUAGGGGUGGAAACCAAGCAACCAGAGGCGUUGCCGGAGGAGACAUGCUCGGCCAAGGCGGUAAAGCAAGGAGAGGGUCUGAGGCAAUACUAUCUCCAACACAUCCACGAGCACCAGCUACAGGUCCGCCAGAAAACCCAUAACCUCAAUCGCCUCGAAGCUCAGCGCAAUGAACUCAAUUCCAAAGUUAGGAUGCUUAGAGAGGAAUUACAGCUGCUUCAAGAGCCUGGAUCCUAUGUUGGUGAAGUGGUCAAAGUAAUGGGAAAGAAUAAGGUUUUAGUCAAGGUUCAUCCAGAAGGGAAAUAUGUCGUUGAUAUUGAUAAAAAUAUAGAUAUCACAAAGAUUACACCAUCAACUAGGGUUGCUCUCCGCAAUGACAGCUAUGUUCUUCAUUUGAUCUUGCCAAGCAAAGUAGAUCCUCUGGUCAACCUUAUGAAAGUUGAAAAAGUUCCUGAUUCUACAUACGAUAUGAUUGGUGGCCUUGAUCAGCAAAUCAAAGAAAUUAAAGAGGUCAUUGAGCUUCCUAUCAAACAUCCUGAAUUGUUUGAGAGUCUUGGAAUAGCUCAACCAAAGGGUGUCCUGCUUUACGGCCCACCUGGUACCGGCAAAACACUUUUGGCUAGGGCUGUGGCCCAUCACACUGAUUGUACCUUCAUCAGAGUUUCUGGUUCUGAAUUAGUUCAGAAAUACAUUGGAGAGGGCUCUAGAAUGGUCAGAGAACUUUUUGUCAUGGCCAGGGAGCAUGCUCCAUCCAUCAUUUUCAUGGAUGAAAUUGACAGUAUUGGGUCUGCUCGAAUGGAAUCUGGUAGUGGCAAUGGUGACAGUGAAGUGCAGAGGACAAUGUUGGAGCUUCUCAACCAGUUGGAUGGAUUUGAAGCAUCAAACAAGAUUAAGGUCUUGAUGGCCACAAAUCGUAUAGAUAUUCUGGAUCAAGCACUUCUUAGGCCAGGGAGAAUUGACAGAAAGAUUGAAUUUCCGAAUCCUAAUGAGGAGUCUCGUUUCGAUAUCCUGAAAAUACAUUCAAGAAGAAUGAAUUUAAUGCGGGGGAUUGAUUUGAAGAAGAUUGCAGAGAAGAUGAAUGGUGCAUCUGGGGCAGAGCUCAAGGCUGUAUGCACAGAAGCAGGAAUGUUUGCUCUGAGGGAACGAAGGGUUCAUGUAACCCAGGAAGAUUUUGAGAUGGCGGUUGCCAAGGUGAUGAAGAAGGAGACGGAGAAAAACAUGUCAUUGCGCAAGUUGUGGAAGUAACUUAUAACAAACGUAUCACUUUGUUCUUUUGAGUCAACAUGGAAACAGAAAAACGAAAAAGACCAAGAAUUUUAUGGCUCGUAAUACUUAUAAUAUUUGCAACGCAGUCUUUUUAAAUGAUGGUAUAAUGCUUUUAUUUGUUUUUGAGUUGAUGCUUUCACACAAAAUUCUCCGGAAACUUGUAAUGGACAGGCUUCUAGAACUUAAUGAUUUGCCCCCUAGUGUUGUGUUAUAGAUUGUUAGUCUAUGACUUUCAUAUUGAAAAUUGAUUUAUUGGCUGUCA